Messenger RNA from Eremothecium sinecaudum, 3012 nucleotides. It is a transcript of the gene RQC2, whose product is annotated as Rqc2p. Gene Ontology annotation, biological process: rescue of stalled cytosolic ribosome; ribosome-associated ubiquitin-dependent protein catabolic process. Gene Ontology annotation, cellular component: RQC complex. The transcript has a single exon. Gene Ontology annotation, molecular function: tRNA binding; ribosomal large subunit binding. NCBI's taxonomy places the organism in Eukaryota, Fungi, Ascomycota, Saccharomycetes, Saccharomycetales, Saccharomycetaceae. Bases 1 to 3012 code for a protein of 1003 amino acids. The record is from RefSeq and is a predicted model, not a curated record.
AUGAAGCAACGUAUUACUUCAUUGGACCUUCAAAUUUUGGGAAAAGAAUUAAAGCUAGAGCUAGAGGGAUGCCGGCUGAAUAAUAUUUAUAGCAUUGCGGACUCUAAUAGACAAUUUUUGCUGAAAUUUAACAAGUCUGAAUCAAAGGUUAAUGUGGUUAUUGAUUGUGGAUUAAAAAUUCACAUUACGGAUUUUACAAGGCCUAUACCUCCUUCUCCUUCACAAUUUGUCAUAAAAUUAAGAAAGCAUUUGAAAUCAAAAAGGUUAACAACGGUCAAGCAGAUAGACAAUGACAGAAUCCUGGUUUUAAGUUUUGCAAAUGGUUUGUAUUUUUUAGUGCUAGAGUUUUUUGCGGCUGGUAAUGUUUUACUGCUUGAUGAGAAUAGGAAGAUAAUGGCUUUACAUAGGGUGGUGCAGGAUCAUCAGACUGCCAUUGGGAUUACUUAUACAAUGUUUGAUGAAACCUUCCUUCAAAACACUGAACAAAAGCUUCCCACUCAAGCUAGUCAUAGCCUAGAUGAAAUUGAACAAUUGAUAGAAGAUAAGAAACUGUUUUACGCCAAUACUAUGACUAAACAAAGUCAAGUAGGAAGCAAAGGGAAACAAAAGAUUCCGUCUAUUCAGAAUGUAAUUUUUAGUGCGUUCCCGCACUUGUCCAAUGAGUUGAUUUUAAAAUGCUGCAAGAGCAGCGGCUUGGAUCCAUCUACGUCAUUACUAGAGUUUGAAGGUAAUAUUAACUCUAUAGUAUGUGCUCUAAAUAAAACUGAAGAAGAGUUUUGCAGUACGUUGAAAAAUUCAAUCAAGAUAGGAUAUAUUUUGGCUAAGAGAAAUGCUCUAUUUGAUGAGGCAAAGGAUAAAGAAGAUACGGAAUACACAUAUGAGCAAUUUUAUCCUUUUGUACCUUAUAUUGCAGAGGAUAAAUUGAAAGACGUAAAAGUUAUUGAAAUUGAAGGCAAUUAUAACAGAACUGUUGAUACAUACUUCUCUACAAUUGAGUCUACAAAAUACGCAUUACGCAUACAAAAUCAGGAAGACCAAGCUAAAAAGAAGCUUGAAAAGGCAAAAAUUGAGAACAAUAAAAAGAUUCAACAGUUAGUGGAUAUGCAACAGUCUAAUGAAAAAAAAGGAUACGCCAUUAUUGCAAAUGCCGAUAUAGUUGAAGAAGCUAAACUUUCUGUUCAAGGCCUUGUUGAUCAGCAAAUGGAUUGGGUUGCUAUGGAAAAGUUGAUUAAGAACGAGCAAUUAAGAGGCAAUAAGGUUGCUCAAUUAAUACAGCUACCACUUAAGUUGAAAGAAAACAAAAUUCAACUGCUACUACCAAUUCCUAACGAUGAAACUGAUAAGCCACCUGGAGAGGAUAAAUCUGACUCCGAUAAUGACGAAUGGUCUGAUGAUAGUUCUUCAACCCCUGAAGAUGAGUAUUUCGAUAAAAAUACUUCUAAACCGACGGAUAACUCUAAAAGCUCUUUAGAGACCGUUAGUGUCAUGAUUGACCUAUCCUUAUCGGCCUAUGCUAAUGCUUCUAAUUACUAUGAAAUUAAAAAACAUAGCGCAAAGAAACAAGCAGGUGUUGAACAGAAUGUGCAACGUGCAAUGAAGAAUAUAGAGCACAAAAUCGAGACUAAUCUAAAAAAAAAAUUGAAGGAACAGCAUGAAGUGUUGCGCGUUCUUCGGAAGCGCUAUUUCUUUGAAAACUAUACUUGGUUCAUUUCAAAUGAAGGAUUCCUGGCACUAAUGGGAAAAAGCGGGAUUGAAACUGACCAAAUUUUCAGUAAAUAUAUCCAGAAAGAUGAUGUGUGCGUUUCUAAUGCUUUUGGAUCAAAGGUGUGGAUCAAAAACCCAUAUUUUACAGAAAUUCCACCUAAUACGUUAAUGCAAGCUGGUGUUCUCGCUAAUUCAGCCUCGGAGGCGUGGUCGAAGAAAGUUGCAUCUUCACCAUGGUGGUGCAGUGCUAAAAAUUUGAGCAAAUUUGAUGAUAUCGACGGUUCUUUGUUAGGUCCUGGGGAAUUCCGAGUCGUCCAUGAAGAGCGCAAAACUUUCCUACCACCAGCACAACUUGUUAUGGGAAUGGCGCUUCUUUGGAAAGUGAAAACGGAUGAUAGCGAUGACAAAUAUGAAGAAACAGGGGAGGCAGAGGAAGAAAUAGAUGGAACAGAGGAUAUGCUGGAAACAAUUGCUGAUGUUAAUCAGAGUAGCUGGGACAAUGAAACUAACGAAACGCCGGGAGAAGCGCAACACUCCUUAGAAGGUGCUGAGGAAGAAACUACUGGUACAUCUGAGCUAUAUAUGUUUUCUGAUGACCAUAUAGAAACAGAAGAAACAAAUUUAAACAAAGCUGCAGCUGAGGCAGAUCCAACCCACUCUGUAACAUCUAUCCUUGAAGCUAUGAGCAAUAAAAAGGUUCGAGGUAAGAAGGGUAAGUUAAAGAAGAUGCAGAAAAGAUACGCUGAUCAAGAUGAAGAGGAAAUGAUAAUGAGAUUGCAAGCGUUGGGUACCCUGAAAGGUAUUGAAAAACAGCGCCAGCAAAAAGAAGAGGAUGCUACAAAACAGAAAGAAAGAGAAAGUAAAAAGAUGAGGCGAGAAAGGCAGAAGCAACAACAGGCAUUAAAAUUCACAUCAUCAGAGUUUGUCAAAAUCAACUACGAUAAGAUAUUUAAGGAAUUAAAGCCCACCCCAUUAGAAGAUGAUGAAAUUCUUGCUGUCCUGCCGGUGUUUGCACCCUGGUCGUCUGUUGGAAAAUACAAAUACAAAGUAAAGAUCCAACCAGGAUCUAUGAAGAAGACGAAAACCAUCAAUGAGGUUUUGCAUCAUUUUUUGACUAGAACUACGGACUCUAAGAAACAAGAAAUUGAUAAAAGUUCAGCUGCUGAAAUCGAUCUGAUAAAACAGCUUAAGGUGCAAGAAUUUAUACCCUUAAUAUGUGUCGAUAGAUUAAAGGUAACCAUCCCAGGUUCUAGUGAUACAAAAUCAAGCAAAGGAAGUUCAAAAGGUAAAACAAAGAAAACUAAGUAA